AUGAAUUUGCUGGAAGGUAAGCUAUGAAACGAUUUCGCAAAAAAUGAGUUUCAUACUUCUCCAAGUAUGAAUUAUGAUUUGAUUGGAAAGCCUGAGACUGAUAUGAAAUUGAGAUUAAAAUCUAUUAACUGGCUGCAUAGUUUAUCAUAUAUAAAGAAAGAUACACGAAAUAUUCUGUCAACCAUAAUUAAUUCAGGAAUAUGAAUAAAGAAAAGAGACUUUAAGAUUAGAUUUAAGGAGUUCGAUUAA
This is a messenger RNA of Blepharisma stoltei, 249 nucleotides long. Lineage: Eukaryota; Ciliophora; Heterotrichea; Heterotrichida; Blepharismidae. The record is from the annotation of a GenBank genome assembly.